Cajanus cajan (pigeon pea) is the source of this 1279-nucleotide messenger RNA. NCBI's taxonomy places the organism in Eukaryota, Viridiplantae, Streptophyta, Magnoliopsida, Fabales, Fabaceae. The record is from RefSeq and is a predicted model, not a curated record.
CCAACCCAUUUACUUUCCUCUCAAAUUUAACAAUUAAGUUUCAUUUAUUCUUUCCUCUGAAAUUUAACAACACAGCUUUCCACUCCUUCCGGCUCUUGCCCUAGCACACAUUCCAGACUCCCUCGCCGGCCAGGACACCUCCUUCCCUGUUAGUGUGCUGAGUUGUCAAAAAGCACCUAAGAGUUUCUUAGUUGAAGAUUUGAUAAAGCUCGUUAAAGAGCAUAAUGCAAGUUUUUGGUGUGAAACUUGUGUAUGGAUGACAUCAAUAGUAUUGUUACCGGUAAGAGAAGAGAAGCUCCUUUCGUUUUCUGCUCUGUCACCAACUACUGUCGACGAACUUUUCGUUAAAGAUGGAAGUGGCACCCAAAAUCGCUCCUUCGAUGCUCUCUUCUGACUUUGCCAAUUUGGCUUCCGAGGCCCAUCGCAUGCUUAACCUCGGCGCCGAUUGGCUCCACAUGGACAUCAUGGAUGGGCAUUUUGUCCCCAAUUUAACUAUUGGUGCUCCAGUUAUUGAAAGUCUGAGAAAGCACACAAUGGGAUAUUUGGAUUGUCACCUUAUGGUUACAAACCCUCUUGAUUAUGUUGAACCCUUGGCAAAAGCUGGUGCUUCUGGUUUUACAUUUCAUGUAGAGACAUCAAAAAAUAACUGGAAAGAACUUAUCCAAAAAAUCAAGUCACAUGGCAUGAGGCCUGGUGUAGCAUUAAAGCCUAGGACCCCCAUUGGAGAUGUUUAUCCUCUGGUGGAAGCUGAAAAUCCUGUAGAAAUGGUUCUUGUGAUGACUGUAGAGCCUGGAUUUGGAGGACAAAAAUUUAUGCCCGAGAUGAUGGAUAAAGUACGUAUACUUAGGAAGAAGUAUCCAUCACUUGACAUAGAGGUUGAUGGUGGUUUAGGGCCUUCAACCAUAGACAUGGCCGCAUCAGCUGGGGCAAAUUGCAUUGUUGCUGGAAGUUCAGUGUUUGGAGCCCCUGAGCCAGCUCAAGUAAUAUCCUUACUGAGGAAUUCCGUGGAGAAAGCCCAACACACCAUGAUAUAGUAAAAAAUGUUGUUUUAAGUUAUAUACCGUACACUUCCUAUAAUCAAUAUGCUUAAUGUUAACAUUUUCAUAAGUCGAAUAAAAGAAUGUGACUUGAAAAUGUUUCUUUAUAUUUCUGUAUCAAGUGUGCAUUUCAUAAAUAUAUAAAGGCACAAAAGGGGAUGACACAUGUUAUUGUCACCUAACUCCUUUGCUAAAGAACAUUGUGUUUAAAUUUAAAUUUUGAACCAUUGUUAGUAUUUUUA